CUGUGAUUGGCUGAGGUGGGUGAGGCUGGGCGUUCCUUCCGGUCCACACUGUACAGUGGCCUUGCGGAUGCUCCUCUCGCUCAGCCGCUGGACAGUGGUAAAAAUGGCACUGACCCAAGUUUCAAGCAACAAGUGCUGUGAAGGUUAUCAGAAAGUCUUUGAGCAUGAGAGCAAGGAGCUGAAAUGUAAGAUGCGGUUUGGAAUAUAUUUACCACCAAAAGCAGAGAAUGGGAAAUGCCCGGUGCUCUACUGGUUGUCAGGAUUAACUUGUACAGAACAAAACUUCAUAACAAAAUCAGCUGGUCAGCAAGUAGCAGCAGAACACGGGAUUAUCAUUGUAGUUCCAGACACCAGCCCUCGUGGCUGCUGUAUUGAAGGCGAGGAUGAUAGUUGGGACUUUGGCACAGGUGCUGGGUUUUAUGUUGAUGCCACAGAGGAACCUUGGAAGAGAAACUACAGAAUGUACUCCUACAUUACAGAUGAGUUGCCUCGUCUUAUAAGUGCCAGUUUCCCUGUUAUUCCAGAAAAGAUGUCUAUCUUUGGUCACUCAAUGGGCGGUCAUGGGGCUCUAAUCUGUGCUCUGAAAAAUCCCGGAAAAUACAAGACUGUAUCAGCAUUUUCGCCAAUCUGCAACCCCAUGCAGUGUCCUUGGGGCCAAAAGGCAUUUAUUGGAUACCUUGGUUCGGAUCAAAGCAAAUGGGAGUCUUAUGACGCUACCUGUCUGGCGGCUGCCUAUUCAGGACCCACCCUGGAUAUACUAAUUGAUCAAGGAAAGGACGAUCAGUUUCUUGCAGCUGGACAACUGCUCCCUGACAACUUAAUAGCAGCCUGCACAGAGAAAAAAAUACCUGUUGUUUUUCGACUACAGCAGGGAUACGAUCACAGCUACUUUUUCAUUUCUACGUUCAUUGGAGAUCAUAUCAAGCAUCACGCAAAAUAUCUGAAUGCUUAGAAAUACGCAGCCAAUGAAGAGCACCUCAUUCAUUGUUUAAUUAUGUGAUGUAUUGACAUGACGAUUCUCUGAUUAUUCAUACUAUGUCAAAGACAACUUAGUUGAUUUCUUUCCAUCUCUUUUCUUCCUCUCCUCGAUAAGGCUUUUCCAAGAUAGCUGAUGCUUGAGAUGACUUGGAAUCAUUGUAUUCGAUUGUUUUGAAACCUGAAUUCAGAUCGUCUUUGAAAUGGCUAUUUGUAUGACCAUAAGAUUUGUUCUAGAUGUUCUGUCCAAUUCAUAUUAUCACCACACCAAACUGAGAAACCAAAAUGUGAUCCAGAAUAGUUAAAGUGCUGAGGCUUUUUGUAGCAAAAUACUAGUAUUAUUCAGUACAAACACCAUUGGAACAUGCAGUAUAUACAGUUGUUCAAGGUAUUACAAUUUCAAACAACUGCACAACAAAAUUAAAGUUUGCGUGAUUUGUUACAUUUUCAAUUACAAUUUGAGAUGGGAUGGUUUAACUUACCUGCUCUUUCCCCCAAACCUAUUAUAUUUGGCUGUAUAAUCAUUUUCUUUCAUCAUCUCUCAGAAUCAAUUAGGUUUACCAGUGCAGAAAUGAAGCAGGCAAUAAUAGAUCUAGGGUAAAUUUAAGUUAGAUUAAACAUCAUUGCCAAUGUGGCAAUCCAUGAAUUUCCCACAUCUAUAUAUUUUAAAAUGUAGCAGUACUGUAUGCCACGGUGGAUUUCAGGAUGUGUGCGCACCAUGGUGGAUGCCAAAAUAAAAUUGACAAAUUUGUCUUUUUAAAAAUGAAAAUCAGGUAUUUACUAGAGAAAAACAGUAAAAAGCUUUUAUGGUUCAUAAGUAUAUUCAAGAUUCUCUGUUCAUUUACAAACCUUGGCAGUGAAAUGUACUGAUCACCAAGGGCUUUGAAUUGUCCAGUAGAGUUUGAUACUCAUCCACCAUGGCAGUUAAAUUUAACUCAGAACCAGCUGCCUCAACUAACAUUUUGUGCUAUUUUAGAAGCAGAUUCAUCAUACCAUACUUCUACUGUACUUGACCGAAUGCUGCAGUGAAUAUUAGAACAAGGAUACAAUUGAUUAAAUAUUCUUCUGUUAUCUGGAAUAAAUGUGGAAUUGUUUUUGUAAUCCUUCGAUUGACAAAAAAUGUAUGGAAUUAAAAGUUGAUCAGUUAGUUGAA
Messenger RNA from Callorhinchus milii (elephant shark), 2128 nucleotides. It is a transcript of the gene esd, whose product is annotated as esterase D/formylglutathione hydrolase. Gene Ontology annotation, cellular component: cytosol. Gene Ontology annotation, biological process: formaldehyde catabolic process. Gene Ontology annotation, molecular function: S-formylglutathione hydrolase activity. Lineage: Eukaryota; Metazoa; Chordata; Chondrichthyes; Chimaeriformes; Callorhinchidae. The coding region runs from base 68 to 952 and encodes 294 amino acids. The record is from RefSeq and is a predicted model, not a curated record. The transcript has 9 exons.